AUUUUAGAAGAUAAUAAUCAAGCAUUAACACCAGAAUUAAGAAGUUUAGUACAAAAUCGUCAAUUUUGGGCAAAUGCAAAAGCUUUAGCAAAAAUAUUAUUACCUGCUAAAAAUGCUGUUAAGAUGGUUGAAUCAAAAUCUACAACAACUGCUAAUGUUUUUUUAUACCUUAUACAAAUGGCAGUUGCUAUUAAUAUACUUGAAAAAGAUAAUUUAUAUGAACAUAUGGAAUUCU
Molecule: messenger RNA, 235 nt
Organism: Racocetra fulgida
Lineage: Eukaryota; Fungi; Glomeromycota; Glomeromycetes; Diversisporales; Gigasporaceae
Source: the annotation of a GenBank genome assembly